This is a messenger RNA of Arabis nemorensis, 339 nucleotides long. The record is from the annotation of a GenBank genome assembly. NCBI's taxonomy places the organism in Eukaryota, Viridiplantae, Streptophyta, Magnoliopsida, Brassicales, Brassicaceae.
AUGUUUUCUCCGCGUUUACCAACUGUGAUUUCCAAUGGCUUCCAACUUCUCCGUCGUGAUGAGCUCAGCUUCUUCAUCGUCUCCCCUCAGCUGCUAUCACAAGGUAAAUCGUCUUCAUCUCUUUGGAUUUUGAAUUUGACGGUGGAUCCGCCGCCUCUUCCAGAUCCGCCGACUCCUCCGGAUAUGCACCCUUUCGGUCAGUUACUAGCCACCCGUGAGGCAUCCUGUAGAUCCGUCGGUUUACCUUUUGUUGGUAUCGAGCCCACAACACCGAAGACUUUUCCCAGCGAGAUAUGUCUCGAUCAUCAGACAUGGGAUUCCGGCAAGAUGCUUCUCUGA